Thamnophis elegans (Western terrestrial garter snake) is the source of this 5782-nucleotide messenger RNA. It is a transcript of the gene CHFR, whose product is annotated as checkpoint with forkhead and ring finger domains. Gene Ontology annotation, biological process: protein ubiquitination; ubiquitin-dependent protein catabolic process; mitotic cell cycle checkpoint signaling. Gene Ontology annotation, molecular function: protein binding; ubiquitin-protein transferase activity. The record is from RefSeq and is a predicted model, not a curated record. The coding region runs from base 550 to 2580 and encodes 676 amino acids. Gene Ontology annotation, cellular component: nucleus. The transcript has 17 exons. NCBI's taxonomy places the organism in Eukaryota, Metazoa, Chordata, Lepidosauria, Squamata, Natricidae.
ACCAUAGGAAAAACGAGAUAUACAAAAAUUAUCACCAUGUCAGUUAAUACUUAGUUAGGUAACCUUUAGCAUGAACUAUGGCCUUACAACGUCUUCCCAUGGAGUUAGCCAAGUCUUUUAGUUCUGCAGCUGUUAUAAAGUGAAACCAAGAUUGAAUGAUUGCUUCUAUUAACUGGCUUUUAUUGCUAGCUAUAUUUGUCUGUAUCUUUACAUAGAAUACAGAUAAUUGAACAAACCAUGCUGCAUUACAUUCUUGAUUGAAUUAUCUUUCCAUAGAUAUCUAAUUUUAUGGUACUCCAAUAAAAAGGGGUGUUAUUAGCCAUCAAACUUCAAAAAUACACUUUUCCCAAAAGGUUUCCACAAUUUUGGCCACUACUGUAUGCCCCUCCCAUAUAUAUUCUUCUGGGCUUCUUGCAAAAACAGUUGAGCCCCCCCCCCUCCACCAAAAGCUCAACUUGUCAACCCCGUUUAGAGCUGUUGUUAACACACACACACACCCUGUCCUGCAUCAAUGUAUUUCUCCCCUCCCUUCGCAGAUGUGAAGUCCCAAUGGAGCACAUAGAACUCGGAGGGCAGAUACAACCCAUCGGAAUGCCACAACCUUGGGGGAAACUGAUCCGGUUGGGGGUGGAACAAGCGGAGCCCCACGUCUUGCUGCUGAAAAACGAGUGGACCAUUGGCAGGAAAAAAGGUUGCGACUUAUCGUUCCCUGGCAAUAAAUUGGUGUCUGGCUAUCACUGUAAAAUAACAGUGGAUGAAAAAUCCGGUCAGGUUUUGCUACAAGAUACCAGCACUAACGGAACAGUGAUCAAUAAACAGAAGGUGGUGAAGAGACAGACCUGCCCUUUGCAAACCGGGGACGUGAUCUAUGUUGUUUACAGGAAAUACGAUCCAGAAAACAACGUGGCGUACCUGUACGAAUCUUUGCACCCCGAAAAGGAUGGAGCUAAUGAUCCAGGAGAUGGCGCAUGCCGCACAACCAAAUAUACCUCAAGCACCAGAGAAAGCAAUGAUGGGACCUCAACAACAGCAUCGCCGCCGCCAGCUUCUCGGACGAGCUACGAGGAACCGCAGCCAUCCACUUCGACGUCAAACCUCUUUCAAAUCGUUGCUACCUCUCCCGCCGAGUCCACCUCCACUGAGAAGGCGAACCCUUCAAUAGCUGGAUCCCAACAUCAUACCUUAAUUUUUGCACCCGCUUUGCUCAAAUUGGUACCAUCUGGACCAGAGACAUUGCUUCAACUCAGGCAGCCUGUUGUAAAUUCAGAAACUUCUGGUGCUUCUAUGAGGGAUGCAGAGAAAACAGCCAUGUUCCAGCUUUCCGGAAGGGAAGGAAAAGAUUCACCCUACCCCGUUAGGAAGAAAAUCAGAAGAGAUGGUGAAGCCAGCUCUGCCCUUCAGGUGGUCACCCCAGACGGACAUGAAAUGAGACCUGACCCUGGAGAUGUCAAAUCGGCAACCAUGAAGCCCGACAAAAUGGGAGAAAGCCUGAGCUGCAUCAUCUGCCAGGAACUGCUUCAUGACUGUGUCAGUUUGCAGCCCUGUAUGCAUACUUUCUGCGCCGCUUGCUACUCAGGAUGGAUGGAGCGAUCUUCUCUCUGUCCAACAUGCCGUUGUCCCGUGGAACGGAUCUGUAAAAAUCACAUUUUGAACAAUUUGGUCGAAGCAUAUCUCAUCCAACACCCAGAUAAGUGUCGUAGUGAAGAAGAUAUUAGAAGUAUGGAUGCCCGGAACAAAAUCACUCAGGACAUGUUACAGCCGAAGGUUCGAAGGUCCUUUUCAGAUGAAGAAGGGAGUUCAGAAGACCUGCUGGAUCUGUCAGAUGUAGACAGUGAAUCCUCUGAUAUUAGUCAGCCAUAUGUCUUAUGCCGGCAAUGUCCUGGUUUUUGUCGCCAAACUGUCCCACCCCUCACAUUUCCCGAGCAGGAAGGAAAAACAGAACCUGGGCAGAUUCCUGGAGAUUCCCCAUCAACUUCUUCCAACUUCCCAACAGCACUCCAGGAAUAUGUCUGUCCCGCUCAAGGAAGCCACAUCUUCUGCACUUGCUGUUUCCAGCCCAUGCCGGACCGUAGAGCGGACCGGGAGCAUAACCAGAACGUCGCUCCACAGCAGUGUACCAUUUGCCAGCAGUCCUUCUGUCAUCUCUACUGGGGAUGUGCCCGUGUGUCCUGCUUGGGCUGUUUAGCCCCAUUCUGCGAACUCAAUCUUGGUGACAAAUGUUUAGACGGCGUUCUUAAUGGCAAUAAUUACGAAUCAGAUAUUCUAAAGGAUUACUUGCAGUCUAGGGGGUUGACAUGGAAAGACAUGCUGAACGAAAGCCUCUUAGCUCUUCAAAAAGGAACUUUUAUUUUACCAGAUUACCGAAUCACAGGGGAAACGGUGCUCUGUUAUUUUUGCGGCCUACGGACCUUCCGAGAACUCGCUUACCAGUACAGGCAGAUUAUUCCUGCUGCGGAUUUGCCAGCUGCCGUCACAUCUCGUCCCGACUGUUACUGGGGUCGCAACUGUCGCACUCAGGUGAAAGCGCACCAUGCUAUGAAGUUCAAUCACAUCUGCGAACAAACACGGUUCAAAAACUGAGCAGGAUUCCCGGGGCGUUUAACCUCCGUGCUUGUAGAGGAUGGGAAAAUUAAACCCAGAAACACCAACUUUACAGGUUUUUUUGCCUGGUUGUUCCCGCAAAAAAAAAAGGGGGGGGGGGAUUGGCAAUUUUUUUACAUCAGGUACUCUGAUGUGCUAGCGUGCUGGUUUUUUCUUUCCUUACGGUUAUUAUUUUGUCGUUUUCCUGCAUUCUCCUUGCCUUUUUUUUAAAAAAAAUUGCUUUGUUUUGAAAGCCAGAAGGGUGCGGCUGCCCCUGUUUUUCUUCCUGAAUUUGAGCUACUGUAGGAAUCUAAGGACUUGCCGAACGAGGCUGAAUGGUAGAAAUGGAACAAUUCUCAGUGAACGUCAAUGGUGGAAGGAGGCAAGGUCUUAACUGAGAAGGCAACGUGUAGAGCCAAGUACAAGAAGAAAGAAGUGCAUUCUUGGCUCCUUGUUGGGCCAAUUUCUUGGACCAACACAACAUCUUGUGGAAUUUGAUGGGCCUAGACUUCUUGGCUCCUGGGUCAAAAGGUCACAGCUGGAUUGGCCAAAGUUUGUCCAACACUGGCCACUUAAGGACGUAUUUCUCAGCCUGUUGACAUAAGGACUUCAGCUCCCAGACUUCCCCAGCCAGUCAUGUUGGCUGAGGAACUGUGGGAGUUGGGAAUCCACCUGUCUAAAAAAUAGCCAAGGUUUAGAAACACCAACUUUAGGCUGCCUUGUUGUUUCUUGACACACUCCAGGUGUAUUUCUUAAAUGCUGCAGCUGUCCAGCUGUUGCAAUUGACCCAGCCUCCUCAGAUAGGAAAGCUUCGUCCUCGUUUCAUUUUUUUUUCUUCUUCUUCAGUCUUUAUUUUCCUCCUUCCUUAGAUCCUGUCGUUUUCUUUUCCCCCCAUGCUCAAUUCUAGGAUUUACACCGGUGCUCUCUUAAACCGAAUUUCAAUUCAGCCAUUUUUCUUUGGGCUCCACGAGAAAGUUUCCCCCCCUCCCCAGGAAAUCCCUUUUUCUUAGCAGUUGAGAGUUAUGCUUCAAAAACAACUAUGCAUUUUCCCCUUCUUCGUGGUCCAAUUCCACUAGAAAUGCUUUUUUUUUUUUUUUUAAUCCCCUGAUGAUAAAGAAGUCUUCACGAUGGGAAUUUGGCAUAAUCCAACUUGAAGAUUUUUCAGUACAGUUGCUGGGUGGAGGUCAUUAAUAUUGCCAGCUUUUAUCCUGAUCUCCCAAGGGCUAUUCCUAAAUUGGGCUUUUUUGGUCUCCCUAAAAUGGAGCCGCACCAUUCAUUUUGCAGGAGGUUAGGCAGGGAAGUUUGUCUCUGCAUAAUAUCCUUUUAAAAAAAAAUAUGUCAGAGCGACCUCUCUCCUAACUUAAUGUUUUUUUUAAAAAAGCUAUCCUCUGACCCAUCAACAAGACCAACUAGGAAUAACGGAUAAUUUGCAUAAACAGAAUGGCUUUUGAAAUAAUUUAGUGCUGGCAUAACAUUUCUGUUGAUUCCACAGUUGGGCACAUUUUAAGACGAGACAGAGGCCAACGUAGCCCCUUAGGAAGACUGGAUAAAGAUAGCUGAGCCUUCCCCCCCCUCCUCUUCUUACAACUUGCAAAGUUGCUUAAAUUCAGCCAUAACUGUAUCCCAAAUGGAUCUUUUCCAACUAAAGCUUUCAGAUGUGUUGGAAUUCGCACCUACCGGAAUCCUGAUGGCUAAUUGAUUUGUUAGCUGCAAUCUCAAAAACUUACCGAAGGCAUCCGAUUGGGGGAGGCUACACCGAAGCCCGUUUUGGGGCAGUCUUCCCAUGGUUUAAAACAUUUUGGCAUUUCUGUGCUAGUUCUGUAGCCAGGAUUUCUUGUCUUCCUUUAUAGCUAUGUUUCUCAACCGUGGCCACUUUUAAGAUGGGUGGACUUCAACUCCCAGAGUUGGAGCUCCCAAGCUGGCUGGGGGAUUCUGGGAAUCGAAGUCCACUGAAUCUUAACAGUUGCAGGAGAAACACAACUUUAUAGUCAUAGUGGCCUCAUUCCAAUCCACUUAAAUGAUGGGCCUUUUUUCCCCCUCCCUCUGUUCUCAAAUUCAAGGGGACUUAACAGAAUAACGUGCUGGACACAAUGAUUGAACGUUGACCUUAUAUUUUUAUGCACUGAAACAGUUGAUCUUUUCAGACCUGGGUCUUGAAGAGCUAAGGUGGGGGGUGGUCUGAAGAGAAAGCCACAGGCCCUCCAGAAUUCAAUGCCCUUUAUGUUAAAAAGAUGGUAAGGAUUGGUUCGUUUUCUAUCUGCAGACUUCUUUCACUCCACUUUUAAAAAUAUAGAGAGAGAGCUUUCAAGAUUAUCCUGUACAAACAGGGCUCUCCAAAAUUGGAAACUUUUAAGACUUGGUGGCUUUUGACUUUUCCCCAUGCUGGGGGAUUCUGGACAUUUGAAGUCCACAAUUCUUAAAAAGUUGCCACGUUUUGGAGACCUUUGUUGUCUUAUCACGAGCCUGUUUCACUAAAAAGCCACGUGAAGGCUUCAAGGAGCCGUGGCUCCUUGAAUUUGCAAACCCAGGUUAAGUGGACGGCUGGACAUGCUGCGUGGCUUCCACGCCCGGCUGCAGGAAAAUUAUAAAGAAUUGAGGGACCUUUGCAUGUCACUCUUGCUGCAACAGGUGUGUUUUCCCGUCUCAGGGAAUGGAGAAAACAAAGGGGACUGCAAAACCGCACAGAGCCAAGUCAGUUUCUCCCCAGGUUAGCUUCUGGCUAGUCCAGGUGAGGUUCCCGGGGGAGGGGGGGAGACUUCUCCUCUUCCAAAAUUGAAAGAAAAGGAGAGAGAAGAAAAUUUGGUUGUCUUCUCUCCAUGGACGUGACCCCUCCACUGCCAUGGCUCUUCGUAGCCAACCAAAAUGUAAAUAAGAAUUAAAAACAGCAGUUUGCUUUCCACCCCUCCUCCCCCCCCCCCCCCCCGCUAAAUUUACCCCUUUCCUCCUUCAUUCCAAUCAUACAAGUGUCUUCCAGGGGAUUUAGAGGAUUCACCCCCCCACACUUAAGAUGGGCGGCUGGGACUUUAAAAAAAAGUUUUGUUAUCUGCUCUUAAGAAGAAAUGUUUUCAGCUUUUGUUUCCUUUGUACGUGAGCUGGUGGCUGGGAAACUGCGGGGGGGGGGGGAGAAAAGAAUUCCGAUAACUGUUGGGCUUUGGGGUUUAUGAUUUAUCUUUGGAAAAAUAUUAAAAUGCACAAUGUUGGA